Messenger RNA from Periconia digitata, 1797 nucleotides. Lineage: Eukaryota; Fungi; Ascomycota; Dothideomycetes; Pleosporales; Periconiaceae. The record is from the annotation of a GenBank genome assembly.
AAAAGUACCGCAGCCAUGGCCAGCACAGCGGUGAUGACCCCGGCUAAGAGCCGUUCUGUCUUCUCAACCCGUACCGCCGGCGGUCGGAUGCCUUUGACUCCCUCCCCUCGUCCUUCUCGUACCCAAACUCCAGAUGGCCAGGCUCGCGAGUCUAUCCACGGCGGCAACUUCAUGUCUCGUCUCCAACGCUCCGUCUCCAAGACUACCCGGGAUUCUCCCAAGUCAAAUAUCGCCCGCACAAGCACUCCUCGCCGAUUGGAACUUGGUGUGUCCGAGUGGACCUUGACAGGAACGGGAAACACCACCAACGUCAAGACCCCUGCCAAAGCAAAGAAGGAGACCACAGUUCGUGCUCGGCCAACCAAGACCAGGAUCGCAUACAACUCUGCAGACCGAUUCAUUCCCAACCGGACAGCAAGUGAUGCCAUCUGCAACGCAGGUGCAGGCAAGGUUGAUCUUGACCAGCGACCCAAAUCCAGCUCCACCGGAGAAGGCUCAACAGUCCUGGCAAAUGCUGCGAGUGCGUUCGAUAUCGGUGGUCGUGGCUCAGACGACGAUGCUGGCCUCUCCCUGGAAGGCCUUACUCUUGAGGAUGACGAUGAAGACCGAUCAAGCACUAAGCCUGCCCCCGAUGCAGUUGCAUACCAAUCAUCACUAGCUUCCGCAUGUGGUGUGAACCUCAACACUCGUAUCCUCGCGUUCAAGCCGGCUCCUCCAGAGUCAUCCAAGCCUAUCGAUUUGAGGUCACAAUACAACCGCCCUCUUAAGUCCGCCAGCAGUGUCAACGCCCAGAGCCGUCGUCGUAUCCCGUCAGCACCUGAGCGUGUCCUCGAUGCUCCUGGACUUGUCGAUGACUAUUACCUGAACCUCCUUGAUUGGUCGUCGGGCAAUCAGGUUGCCAUUGGCCUCGAGCGCUCCGUUUAUGUGUGGUCUGCCGAGUCCGGUUCCGUUUCAUCUCUUCUCGAAUGUGCUGAUGAUACUUACAUUUCUUCCGUCAAGUGGUCUGGCGAUGGAGCCUAUGUCGGUGUUGGCCUUGGUACGGGCGAGGUUCAGAUCUGGGACGUCGAAGAAGGCACUAAGCUACGAAGCAUGUUCGGCCACGAGACCCGCGUUGGUGUCAUGGGCUGGAACAAGCACAUUCUCUCGACCGGCGCCCGCUCCGGACUUGUCUACAAUCACGAUGUUCGCAUCGCUCAGCACAAGGUCGCGGAGUUGGUCUCGCACACUGGUGAGGUCUGCGGUCUUGAGUGGCGCGCCGAUGGUGCCCAGCUUGCUACCGGUGCCAAUGACAACAUGGUCUCGAUCUGGGACGCUCGUUCCCUUGCCGCCCCCAAGUUCACCAAGACCAACCACCGUGCGGCCGUCAAGGCUGUAUCUUGGUGCCCUUGGCAAUCUAACCUUUUGGCUACCGGUGGUGGCUCAAACGAUCGUCAAAUCUACUUCUGGAACACUACCACCGGGGCUCGCAUCAACCACAUCCCCACCGACUCCCAAGUUACCAGCUUGCGCUGGAGCACUCACUUCAAGGAGCUCGUCAGCACUGGCGGUUUCCCCGACAACUCUCUCAGCAUCUGGAGCUACCCAUCCGGUGUCAAGAACAUGGAGGUCCCCGCCCAUGAGUCGCGUGUACUUCAUAGCUGCUUGAGCCCUGAUGGUCAAAUGCUGGCUACUGCUGCUGCUGACGAGUCACUCAAGUUCUGGAAGAUCUUCGAGAAGAAGCCUGGCCAACCCUCGAUUGCUGCUGCCGGUGCCGCCUCUGUCAAAGGUGGUGUUGUAAAGCAGAUGACUAUCCGCUAA